This is a messenger RNA of Stegastes partitus (bicolor damselfish), 2815 nucleotides long. RefSeq names its product chemokine (C-X-C motif) receptor 3, tandem duplicate 2 (gene cxcr3.2). Lineage: Eukaryota; Metazoa; Chordata; Actinopteri; Pomacentridae. Bases 226 to 1371 code for a protein of 381 amino acids. Gene Ontology annotation, molecular function: C-C chemokine binding; C-C chemokine receptor activity. The transcript has 2 exons. Gene Ontology annotation, biological process: cell chemotaxis; calcium-mediated signaling; immune response. The record is from RefSeq and is a predicted model, not a curated record. Gene Ontology annotation, cellular component: external side of plasma membrane; membrane.
AAAUAUGUUACAAUUUCCCUUGUACAGUCAUCAAUUCCCACUAUGUUUGUAUCUGUCUAAAUGGUGCAAAGAUUCAGUUCCUGAAAUUCGUACUUCUUCUUUCUGAUCCUUCACUAUCUGGACCAACAUCUGUGGAUAAGGAUAGCUAAUGUGUUUACGUGCAGUGUGCUCUCUUCUGUCUUUGUGAAUUUCAAGUGUUCUGCUGCCUCCUUGUUUACUACAAAUAUGGAUCACGUCCAUCCAACCACAGAGGAUUCCACAGAUUACUGGGAUUAUGAAGAUGACGAAAAUUACACAUUUUCCCCUAAAACAGAUGGGAUUUCUGCAAAACCAUGCUUCCAGGAAGACAUCUAUGGUUUUGCGCACAAGUACUACCCCGUCGUAUACAGCCUGGUGUUCGUCUUGGCUGUUAUAGGCAAUGUGCUGGUGCUGUGUGUGAUCAGACGCUACAGAAACUCUCAGAGCGGUGGAGCUUGUGCCUUCUCUCUGACAGACACCUUCCUCCUUCACCUGGCUAUUUCUGACCUCCUGCUGGCCUUCACUCUGCCCCUGUUUGCAGUGCAGUGGGCUCACCAGUGGGUGUUCGGCUUGGUCGUUUGCAAGAUCUCCGGUGCCCUUUUCUCCCUGAACCGCUACAGCGGCAUCCUGUUCCUGGCCUGCAUCAGCUUUGACCGAUACCUGGCCAUCGUCCACGCCGUCAGCUCAGGCUGGAAGCGCAACACCUGCCAUGCCCAGUUUGCCUGUGCCAUUAUCUGGGUGGUCUGCCUGGGCCUGAGUGGAGUAGAUGUCGCCUUCAGACAGGUAGAGGGGGUGACCACCGCCGACCACCAGGGGCCGCCCUUGUGCCAAAUGUGGUUCACUGGUAACUCAAUGCAGUGGCGGGUGAGCCUGCAGUUGAUCAGUGUCGUUCUGGGGUUUGGGGUCCCCCUUCUGAUCAUGCUCUACUGCUACAUCCAGAUCUUCAGGUCUCUGUGCAAUGCCAGUCGUCGGCAAAAGCGCAAGUCUCUCCGCCUCAUUAUCUCCUUAGUGUCCGUGUUCGUUAUCUGCUGGGCACCAUACAACUGCUUCCAGCUGGCAGACAGCCUGCAGAGCCUGGGUGUGGUGAGCGGAGGUUGCCAGUACGGUCGUGUGGUGGACAUUGGGACUCUGAUCACCGAAAGCGUGGGCCUGUCUCACUGCGCCCUGAACCCUCUGCUGUACGGGUUCGUAGGGGUGAAGUUCAGGAGGGAGCUGGUCAGAAUGUGUAAGGGGCUGCUGGGUCAGAGAGGCCUGCUUGGGAUGGAGGGUUGGAAGCAGAGGAGGCUUAGAAAAACCACAGGCUCUUUCAGUUCUGCAGAAAGUGAAAACACCUCCUACUCUGUCAUGGUGUGAUAUCGGUUGGCGACAUGUGAAGAAAAAAAUUGAGAUAAAGACGCAUGUGGUUUGUUGUGUAAGCGAGGUGGGGGGGGAGGUGAUGCAGUGAGAGAUACAACUGUGGUGAAUGGAGCGAGGAGAAACUACACUGCAUGUCAAUUCAAUUUUGACUUUAGAAAUAUUCUCAGAAGAGUAAUGUUUCUGCCUGUUAUUCAUGUGUUAUAUUGAUGCUUUGCUAUCUAGUUGUUGGUAUUGUGCAACUUAAAACACAUUCUUCUCUUUAUUCCUUAAGAACGUUGUAGUAAAAUCAUUAUGUGGAGGUGGAGCACAGAGUGGAGCAGAAGGUCACAGCCCUAUCCUGAUGGUGUGACAAAACAUUUCAUGAGAACGCGCUGAUUUUUGCGUACAUACGCCAAAUAUUGUCAAAUAUCUACAUUUCGUCAUACCCCCCACCCAAACGCUGGUUCAGCAGUUACACACUCAUAUCUGACAUCUGUAUACUUGGAGUGUGUGUGGGGUUUUUUUUGUAUCUGUUUUAUCUCUCAGAAAGAUUGCGAUAAAAACAAGUUUAAGCUCAUAAAACCGUCAAGAUGACUGUGUUGAUUCAAAUCUGUAUGUGUGGAAAUUCUUUUUAUAAUCCUUUUUUUAUGAUGUAAAUAAAACUGUGUGCAUCAACAUCGUCCUCUGUGUCGCGAAAGAGGAAAUGAAUAUGACCAAUUUUGAAUUUUGUAUGCAACAUGAAAAGCCAGUCUCUUUUUGAGGUGCAAGUUUUUUUAUAAUAAAUAUUUUUAAUACAAACAAAGCUUCACGUCUGUUGUGCAUCAACCUCCCACGUUACUUCUCUGCAGGUUUACUCUGGUCAAGUUUCUUGCAGCACAGAUGUCAUGGUUAACAGCAAUGAAGUAGUUAAGGAGCUAAAAUGAACUGGGUGUACUGGAGGGACAAAGCGCUCUUCGGAGGGAUGAUGCAUCUGGUUCUGAGUCACAGCAACACUAACAGAAGCUCCAGAUAACUCAGUCUAACAGUAUUUCCUCUGUCUACUUAUGCUAUGUUUGAAGGGCCACACAUGGGGUUCCAGAUUAUCCUACAUUAUCAUUAAUGUAAAGAAACUGAACAGUCAAGGACCACAGCAAGUGGUUGAGUAGUCAGAUCCUGUGCUUGAGUAAAGUAAGUGGUACUGCAAUGUAAAAAAUACUUUAUAGGAAGUAAUUACAAAAAGCUUUUGUAAGCAAAAUGUAUCUGUACCACCAAAGGUACAUUUUACAGACAUUCUUUAACUGCUGUCAUUACUAUGCACAGAGUUUUGUUGUUGGUGCCUUGAUAUGUAGAAAACAUGUUGCAGUUGAACCAGGCAAAGCUAAUUUUUACUAUUCAUGUUCUAUUGUUUAAUCUUUUAAUGAAGUGAUAACAUGUUUUGUAUAUUAUACAUAUUAAAUCUGCCAAGUGCCAAGUAAAUCUUGCA